Messenger RNA from Sordaria macrospora k-hell, 870 nucleotides. RefSeq lists its product as uncharacterized. Lineage: Eukaryota; Fungi; Ascomycota; Sordariomycetes; Sordariales; Sordariaceae. The record is from RefSeq and is a predicted model, not a curated record.
AUGGCGAACUUCAGCGAUCUCAACCCCUUCGCGAAGCGCGAAGCGCAUAGCUCGACAUCCAUCACCACUUACAAGGUCCUGACUCUGCUCUCCUGGAUCCUGUCCGUCGUCACGACCGUCUACUACGAUUUCGAAUCGCCUCAGGAUGGACACCUCAUUCGCCGGACGAUUUGGGGACAAAACUACGCCCAUCGUUCGGGUUUCACACAGAAUGCCACCAUCACCUCCAUCUACUGGCUUGUCUUGUUCAUUCUCCAGCUAGGCUACAUCGGUCACCUCUUCUCCAACGAUUCGGCCAAGGUCAACGCUGCUGCCUCUGUCGGUAGCCACUUCAUCUUCAACAACUUGCUUCACUUCGGCUGGGUGAUGCUCUUCGUUCGCUCGCACUUCAUCUGGUCCGAGAUCUUGUUGAUCAUCAACUUCAUCAACCUCACGUCGCUGUACUUCCGUCACAAUACGUACCCCAGAGGCAUCCACAUGCCCGCUGUGUCCGGUCCCCUUGCCUGGACCUUCGUGGCUUUGUACUGGAACGGCGCCAUCAUGGUGCCUGCCCAGCACAGCUUCGUUGCCCGCAUCUUUGCCAACGUCUUCAUCUGGUCGAUUCUGGUCUACGGAAUGUUCUUCAUCGUCAUCUACAAGGACUACACCAUGGGGUUCAACCUGAGCGUUCUCGCUGCUUCCUUGGGAGUCGCCCAGUUCUUUGAUCGCGUCAUUGCAUUCCAGUGGAUCUUUGCCUUCACCAUCAUGGCAGUGCUGUUCGUCUUCACUGUGGUCGUCGCCGUACCUGCUUGGACCGGUAAGGAGGUCAGCUGGGGCAGACGCGAGACUCAGCCCGAUGCCGAGCGUGCUCCUCUUCUCGGCGACAACUAA